Messenger RNA from Oreochromis aureus, 1188 nucleotides. RefSeq lists its product as uncharacterized. The transcript is spliced from 3 exons. Bases 1 to 1089 code for a protein of 362 amino acids. Lineage: Eukaryota; Metazoa; Chordata; Actinopteri; Cichliformes; Cichlidae. The record is from RefSeq and is a predicted model, not a curated record.
AUGCUCGCUGGUGCGCUUGAUGAUAUCCAUUGCCAAUACAAGAUUAGAGGCAAAGUUGUAAGAACCACAACUGAUAGUGGAUCCAACUUUGUCAAGGCCUUCCACAUGUUUGGGGCACAAAAUGAUGCAGAUGAAGAUGAAGGUGAAGAUGAAGCAGACCCAGAAACUCUUGACCUGACUGACCAUAUUGACUACCAUGAGGCAAGUGCAAUUCUUGAUGAAGACUCUGGUUUGGAGUAUCAACUCCCGCCUCAUCAGCGAUGUGCAUGUCACCUGCUAAACCUUGUGGCAACAACUGAUGCUGCCCUAGCAGAGAGCAUGAAUGACACCUACAAGAGGCUCUCCCGUGCAACCUUUGCAAAAUGCCAGGCCAUUUGGAACAAAACUGGCCGGUCUCAUUUGGCUAAUGAAGUGGUAGAGGACAAGUGUGAGCUACAGCUCAUUCGUCCCAAUGCAACACGGUGGAAUUCAACCUACCUUGCCAUUGAAAGGAUAAUACGCAUCAUUGAUGAGAAGGGGGAAGAUGCCAUCAGGAGCAUUUGUGAGGAGUUCAAGGUGAAAAUGUUGAGUCCUGCAGAAGUUGCAUUCCUUAGGGAGUACUGUACCACCAUGAAGCCACUGGUGAAAGCUUCAAACAUCCUUCAGUCUGAGUCCACUUCCUUUAUGGGAUGGCUCCUGCCAGUAAUCCAACAACUACUGUCCAAACUUAGCAGGCUGGAGACAUCAAGCAAGACAUGCGUGCCACUCAUCAGAGCCCUGCAAAAUGGCCUUCAAAAGCGUUUUGGACCGAUGAUGGAGGAUCCAGAGUUGGCUGCAGCUGCAGUCCUCUUACCCAAGUUCAAGACUUCCUGGACUGACAGAGCAGAUGUAAUAGCGGCUGCCUUGACAUACAUCAAACAACAUCUUGAAAUGACAGAGCAUGAGAGUGAGGAUCAGCAAAGAGAGUCAUUUGAUGAAGAUGAAUUCUUCUCCAAACCAAUCUCCAGAAGGCUGCAAAGUGCAGUUGAGCUUGAUUUCUUGCUUGUGCCACAGACACCAUGGAGCUGCUGCACUCCUUCUCAGCCAUCAAAAACCUCUCUCUUAAACUGAACACAGCUCUGCCUGCUUCUGCUGCGUGUGAGCGACUUUUUAGUUGUGCUGGUCUACUCUUCACGGCCAAACGAAGUCGAAUAGCAUCUGUUAAUUUAG